This is a messenger RNA of Carya illinoinensis, 1296 nucleotides long. RefSeq lists its product as uncharacterized. The transcript has 2 exons. The record is from RefSeq and is a predicted model, not a curated record. The coding region runs from base 225 to 887 and encodes 220 amino acids. NCBI's taxonomy places the organism in Eukaryota, Viridiplantae, Streptophyta, Magnoliopsida, Fagales, Juglandaceae.
UGCUGUAACCAUCACAAUUCGCAUUCACCACCUCACCUGCCCCCCGCUCUCUCUCUCUCUCUCUCUCUCUCUCUCUAAAACUUAGUCCCUGUUGUCUAUCUAUAAAAGUCGUAAACCUACUCACAAAGUGACCAAAAAAUCAACUUGGGUAUGCAUGUUUUUCUACAUAGAGAAUUGGGUUUUGGAGUUGAUCUUAAACAAAGAAAACCCAUAGAGAGAGAGGAAUGGGGUCGGCUGAGCCAGCAGAGUCAUGCGAAACAAGUUCCAUACCAAAGCUCUCUUUUCUCUCACUUUCAAGCAAGCUGGCCGAGUCGUCUCCUGCAGGAAUGCUAACACCGCCGCCGCGAUCGGUCACAGCUUCGAUUCCAUUCCAGUGGGAGGAAGCACCAGGCAAGCCAAGGCCAUGCGCCUCCGAUUCCAAACCAAAUAUCAGUGCAAGAACCUUGGAACUGCCUCCCAGAUUACAAAGCGAGAGUAAAGCCGCCAACAUGCCGUCCCCAACGACGGUCUUGAAUGGGCCAUACGUGGGGGGGCGGCCUGUGUCUCACAGUCACAGGUUUUCCAUGAUCAGAUCAAGCAGUACAGUAGAGGAUCUGCACAGCAGGAGAUUAGCUCCGGCUAAGGAGAAGGGAGGAGGAGUUCAUUUUGGAUCCAUGAGAUGGGGCAGUUUCGGGAAGAAUAGGGAGGAUCUGCACGGUAGUUUUCGCUUUUCAUCUUCGGUAGUUAACGAUUAUCAUGAUGGCGGUGACGAAAGUACUACUAAGGUGAAAAUCACAAGGGUUAGGAGGAGAAAAAGUGUCAUGAGUCUCGCAGGCACAGGCUCAAAUUUGUUGGCAAGUAUUUAUGAAAGCGUUAAGCAAGUGGUCCCAUGGAGAUCACGUCGGUAAGAAAGUCUGAAAAAAGAUGGCCGGCCGCCUCCUGAUUUAUAUAUAUAUAUAUAUAUAUAUAUUGAUAAUCACAGUUGUGUUGUAAGUGUAUAAAUAUCGUGUAAUCAUUUAAAAAAAAUAAAUAUAAAAUUUAUAUUAAAAAAAUUAAUUUUUUAACUAUAGGCUUUACUUUUUUUCAAAAUGACUGCACGAUAUUUCCGUAUUUUAUGACUAUACGUAAUAUUAUCACUCUAUAUCUAAUUAAUAUCAUGUAUAGUUCAAAAACAAUCUAAUGAUAUUUUUAUUUAAUGUGUACGUACUGAUCAUCUUCAUGUUUAUGUGAUGGUCCCUGAUCAAGAGAAUAUUUACUGAUCAUCUUCGUCUUCGAAAUUCUUAUUGACAUAGUCGAUCGACAAUGAUCUUUUAUUUA